Adineta ricciae is the source of this 432-nucleotide messenger RNA. NCBI's taxonomy places the organism in Eukaryota, Metazoa, Rotifera, Eurotatoria, Adinetida, Adinetidae. The record is from the annotation of a GenBank genome assembly.
AUGUUAAAAAUUUGUUUGAUUAUCUUCACGAUCUUAUCCGUGAUCUAUUUAACAUUGUCCAAUCCUGUCAAUAGUGGUAGUACAUAUGGAUGUGGACCGAUGGGUAUCAAUAUUGACCAAGGUCUCAAUCAAAUUGAUCGAGAAGAGAUCAUACCAUGCUGUGUUGCUCACGACAUAUGCUAUCGUAACUGUUCAAUGUCUCGAUUCCAGUGCGAUUGUGAUUUCUACAAAUGUAUUAAAAACCAAUGUGAAAACAAGUUACCCUACGAUUGCGCAGUUUUUGCAAUAAAUUUUUAUACACUAGUCCGAACUGGAGGCAUAUCAUCGUACCAACGUGAUCAAAGAAGUAACUGUCCAUCAAACUCUUUUUUCGAGACCUUUUGGAACAAAGAAAACAUUGAAAAAGAACUAAAAUCAUGUCUAUUUUCAUAA